Carica papaya (papaya) is the source of this 1174-nucleotide messenger RNA. RefSeq lists its product as uncharacterized. The record is from RefSeq and is a predicted model, not a curated record. NCBI's taxonomy places the organism in Eukaryota, Viridiplantae, Streptophyta, Magnoliopsida, Brassicales, Caricaceae.
ACCCAGGCUUUCAAAGCUCUCUCCCCCCCCCCCCCCCCCCUACCUAAUCCCCUCUGUUUCUUUUUUUUUUUUUUUACCGAGAAAUCUCUCUCUAGAUUCCGAGAAAACGAAGAUCCGAGAGAAAAUUGAGUCUUUUUUUCUCUUCUUUUCUGGCCUCCAGAUUUCGAUAUAUCCUUGUUGCUGUUGUGAAUGGUGGAAACAACCUUGAGUAGUAGUAAUUUCAUGCUCUCCCUUUGUAAAACAAGGGUGAGCGCUCUUCUUCCUCUAUCUGCAGCUUCUGCUUUCGCUUUCGGAUCCUGCAAGGAAGGCUGGUACUACCGCUGCCUCGGCGUCGACCCGUAAACUGAACCGACCCGCUCCUGAUUUUUUGUUCUCGUCAUUCUUUCAUUCAAGAUUCCUCCUCUGUACAAUUCUUGGCUUUCUUUUGCGAGUCGUUUCUUUGUUGUUAUUCUUGAUAUCUUCUUCGUUGUCGGGAAGAGGGAUUAAGAUUUGUCGGUUUUGGGAAUUUGGGUUUUGAAUACUGUGGAGAUGUUGCUGUACAACAAGCAGAAGAAGAACCAAAACGCCAAGGGCAAUAGGCUCCUCAUCAGCAUCAAUGUGCUGGGAAGUGCAGGACCGAUCCGCUUCGUGGUUAGCGAGGAGGAGCUUGUUGCAGCUGUUAUUGACACCGCCUUGAAGUCCUACGCACGCGAGGGGAGGCUUCCGAUUCUCGGCUCUGAUCUCAAUGAUUUCCUGCUUUACUGCCCCAAUGCCGGAUCUGAAGCACUUAGCCCCUGGGACGCAAUCGGAUCUCACGGAGCUCGUAAUUUCAUGCUCUGCAAGAAGCCACAGACACAGAAACUGGAAGACGAUGGUAGAUCGAGUGCGGCCAUUACUUCCCGAAAGGGAGCAGGUAGCUGGAAGUCAUGGAUUAACAAGUCCCUGAAUCUUAAGAUCUCUUCCCACUAAAUGGAACAUUGUUUUGUUCUAUUGGAAUCAUCAUGCCAUUGUUGAAUUUGUUUCUUUUGUUACCCUUCUUUGAUUAGUCAUGUUAAAGACUACUAUUGGUAAUGUCACUUAAGACUUUACUUUAUUAUGAUUAGAAGAGAAAGAACCUCUGUUGUUCUUUAUGAAUAAACUUCAAAUUCCACCGAGCCGGUUGGCUUGGCUUGCAAUAAAAUUUCUUCUUUGAUCA